UCUGUAUUCCACUGUAUUCUGUCUGUGGUGAAAUGAAAACCGUUUACCGUAAUAAGUCUGUGAUGAAAACCAUGAAAUGAAAACAAUAAACAACUUGCUUUACUAUUAGAAACCAAAUAAUUUAAUUAAUGUUAUAAAUUCGCUACGAUUUCAUAACUUUUAAGGACUUAGUUAAAACACUUUAUACUGUCACUGAAAAAAUGGCUGGAGACGGAACCGGUGGGAGUGGAUCUCAGGUAGCGCUGGUUACCGGAGGAUACGACCACACAAUAAAGUUAUGGCAAGCACACAGUGGCGUUUGCUUACGGACUAUGCAGCAUCCUGAUUCGCAAGUAAAUGAUUUGGAAAUAAACCCAAACAGCCAAAUGGUUGCAGCGUGUGGGUACCAGCACAUCCGGAUGUAUGACCUGGCCAGUGCUAACCCCGAUCCUGUCAUGAAUUUUGAAGGAGUCAUCAAAAAUGUAUCCAGAGUUGGCUUCCAGGAAAAUGGACAAUGGAUGUACACAGGCGGAGAGGACUGCACAGCAAGGAUAUGGGACUUGAGAGCAGGUCGACCAUUCCAGUGCCAACAGAUAUUCCAAGUUCCAGCUCCAGUGAACGCUGUGGUGCUCCAUCCUGACCAGUCGCAGAUCAUGGUGGGCGGUCAGAGCGGCAUCAUACACAUUUGGGAUUUGAAGACUGAUCACAAUGAACAACUGAUUCCAGAAGCGGAGAGCAGCAUACAAGAUAUCGCAAUCGACCCGGAGGGCAAGAUGAUGGCAGCGGUCAACAACAAAGGCAACUGCUACGUGUGGUCGCUGGGCGGCUCCCCCCCGCGCCCCGUGCCGCGCAAGCACCUGCGCGCGCACGACAAGUACGCGCUGCGCUGCAAGUUCAGCCCCGACUCCACCAUGCUGGUGACGACGUCCGGCGACUGCUCAGCGCGCGUGUGGCGCACCAGCGACUGGACGCUGAUGCGCGAGCUGCGCCACGAGACCCAGCGCUGGGUGUGGGACGCCGCCUUCACGCUGGACUCGCGGUAUCUCUUCACAGGUUCGUCAGACAGCUACGCUCGGCUGUGGGACCUGGAGAAGGGGACACUGGAGCGAGAGUACUGCGGCCACCAGAAACCAAUCACCGCGCUGGCUUUUAGGGACCAGGCUGUUUGAAAUAAUUGUUAAUACGACUCAAAUGCAUUAGAGCAAUGGUGUAGCUACCCAGGGACUCUCGAAUCCUUACCAGAAACACGCGAUCAAACGAACUUUAUACUACAAUAAAUACGGGGAUAAUAUAUAGCCUUCCUCGAUAAAUGGGCUAUCUAACACUGAAAUAUUUUUUUAAAUGAGAAAGUUCCGAGAUUAGCGCGUUCAACCAACCAACCAAAAUUCUUCAGCUUUAUAAUAUUAGUAUAGAUAUAUUUACUGAAUAGUACAGUAAUAGUUGGGCCUUAUUUUUUAUUUGCUCCAGGGCUCUUGGUUACCUAGCUACGCCACUGCAUUAGAGGUUAUGAUAUCAACAUGUUGAAGAUGAAUUUUUAGUGAAAACUACUGAAAACAACAAUAUUUUGUCGGAACUGGGUGCUUGAUGCCUCUCGGGUUUGUCAGAUGUUGGUGAAAAAUGCAUUAAGCUUUGUAAAUUAUGGUAUAGACCUUAUACUACAUUGUUAUAAAUAGAUAUAUUAUGAUGUCCUCCGUGGCGCAGUGUCAUACUCUGUGGAUUUCCAAGACUGAGGUCCUGGGUUCGAAUCCCAGCUGGACCGAUUGAGGUUUUCUUAAUUGGUCCAGGUCUGGCUGGUAGGAGGCUUCGGCCGUGACUUAGCCUGCUUUCAUCCGCUUCCAAGUGAUGAUCCAAUCCGGAUUACAUCAUCAUCUUAUCAUCAGGUGAGAACGUAGUCUAGGCCUAUCUUGUAAAGAAUGAAAAAAAAGAUGAAUGGUACAGUGAAACUCUUGUAAAGUUAUGGGGGAUUUGUAGUUACAAUUAUUUGCGAGGUUUCAAUAUUAUUGAACACCAUGGCGGAGGAAAAACCAUGUGUUCCUACCUUUCACCGCGACGGAUUUGAUUAAAAUCAAUAAAAAAAUCAUCCUGUUUUAAUUGUCAUUAAGGACAGUGGGAAUUAAUAAUUCCAAUUAAUUAAAAUAUAAGAAUAAUAUUGUGCCCUUUAAAAGCCUCUAUACAGGGUGCUCGGGAGUAAUUCCCAUAAGUCUAUGGUUAUAUUGUAUAUGCUUUAAGGAAAAUUAAUUAAAAAUGUCUCAAACAUUUGUUCUAAAACGAAUAUUUUCGGAGUAAAAAAUAUUUCUUUUGUAAAUAGAUCUGAAAUUGUGUCCCUUAUAAUUAUGACGUAGCCACGUUUGACGUAUUUAAAAUACAAGGAAAAAAGGCGUGUGUUAUAUGGAUAGUCGGAAUUAUUUGAAUUGCUUUGUAUGAAAACAUAAACGUUUUUAUUUUUUAGUGUUAAAAAGAUUAGUUAUGCAGUUUCGAUUUCUAUGAGUGGUCUCGUCAGCACCUUGAAGUUAGGGGAAAUACUCCCGAGCAUCCUGUAUAAUAAAAUACUGUUUUUUGUAAUAUUUAUAACAUCACUACUGCCAUAUUCAUAAGAUAUAGAUUAGGCUGUAGUUAUAGGUGUAUGUAAAUACCUCUUAGUUUGAAAUUGGUGCAUUUACUAUUACUUUGUAAAUAUGUAAACUUUAACUUGUAAAUAUUGUUUUUGACAAAAUACAUACAAGGUUAUGUAAUUGU
This is a messenger RNA of Bicyclus anynana (squinting bush brown), 2715 nucleotides long. It is a transcript of the gene Lst8, whose product is annotated as target of rapamycin complex subunit lst8. The transcript has 7 exons. Lineage: Eukaryota; Metazoa; Arthropoda; Insecta; Lepidoptera; Nymphalidae. Gene Ontology annotation, biological process: TOR signaling; regulation of actin cytoskeleton organization. Bases 201 to 1148 code for a protein of 315 amino acids. The record is from RefSeq and is a predicted model, not a curated record. Gene Ontology annotation, cellular component: TORC2 complex; TORC1 complex. Gene Ontology annotation, molecular function: protein binding.